CAUGGCAGUGGAUGGGGUUCGCAGGACCUCUGCGGAAGGGGGACGUUCAAGAGGCAAGCGGAAAAGGAGACACCUGGAAAUGGGGGAGGAGGAGCAGCGGGGCGAGGCGGGGGCGGUGCCGCGUGGGCUGCGAACCCGGACAUUCCCUGGGGAGCGCACCUGCGACUUCACCUCCAGUCCCUCCCCGGCUGGUGCAGCGGCGCGCGGGCUCUCGGGAGAGGUGGCGCUGCCUACCGGGCCUCAUCUUGCUGAGAAUGCGACGGGGCGACAGUCUCCUGUCUUUUCCAGUGGCUUUUGGCAUCCCCAGAGGAAAAAACGGGGAGACCCGCUUUGGCCUCAGGAAGCGCAGAAACACUGUCCUGGCUGCGCGCGCAAGGGUGAGAACCUAGGGGACCCGCCUAAAGCGCCGUCGGGGCUGAGCCGCACCGAACUCGCACAGCUCCCGGCAGCGAUCCGCGAUCCGGCAUCCUUCCGCCCGGUGGGGGCCCUCCUAGCCCUCAGUGCGUCUAUUCCUAGCUUCGGUCCCCGCAGCCAUGUAUGCAAUGACACCCUCGCCCACUCGCCUGCCAGCUUGGCCGCCUCCCUACAGAGGGCUCACGCUUCUCCAGAAGUUGUAAGAAAAGGAGGGAAAGCAGGCCAACCUCGAGGAUCUCCCCAGCCUUGGCGUUCGGGUGCUGAGGAGAUCGUCGAGGUUGGCCUGCUUCCCCUCACUCCUCGGGCCUUGCUCUUCCCUCAGGUGCCCACUGCCCUACCUGCUGUGUACCACUUUCUUGCUGCCUGUGAAGGUAUUUGUCCUCACCCUUGUGCUGCUCCUUCAAUGAUAGAACUUUAGGACUUUCUCAUCCAGCAGCACCAGCCUGAAAAAGCAGUGGCUUGCACCACCACACACAUACCUGGUCUCAGAUGGGUGGAUCAGGGCAA
Nomascus leucogenys (northern white-cheeked gibbon) is the source of this 921-nucleotide messenger RNA. RefSeq lists its product as uncharacterized. The record is from RefSeq and is a predicted model, not a curated record. The coding region runs from base 2 to 832 and encodes 276 amino acids. Lineage: Eukaryota; Metazoa; Chordata; Mammalia; Primates; Hylobatidae. The transcript has a single exon.